UGUCCCGGCCGGCUAUAAAUUCGGCGACUAAUUCCCCAAAAGGAGAAGUUAAGGUACUCGUGUUGCAUGCAUGCUCAAACGUACAAGAGCAUGGCACUCACUCACCUCCUCCUCGUCGGCGCCGCGCUGCUGUCACUUGCCUGCUUCUUCUCCGGCUCAGAGGCUGGAACGGUGGGGGUGUGCUACGGGAUGAUGGCUAGUAACCUGAUAAAGCCGCCGGCUGUGGUGCAGCUGCUUAAGAAAAAUGGCAUCACAAUGGUGCAUUUGUACGACGCCAACCCCGAAGCCCUCACUGCGCUGGCCAACACCAACAUCAAGGUUGGGGUGUCGCUACCAAACCAGUACCUAACGCUUGCGGCUGGCAGUACGUUGUACGCGCUCCAGUGGGUGCAAAGCAACGUGAAGGCGUACCCGGGCACGAAGAUCAACCACGUGGCGGUCGGGAACGAGGUGUUCCACCAGCAGCCCGAGCUGACCCGUCAGCUCCUCCCGGCCAUGAAGAACAUCCAAGCGGCGCUGGUCAGCGUGGGCCUGGCCGACGCCGUCAAGGUGGUCACGCCGAUCGCGCUGGACGCGCUGUCGAAAUCGUUCCCGCCGUCCGAGGGCCAGUUCCGGGACGACAUCGCGCAAUUGGUGAUGCGCCCGCUGAUCGAUUUCCUGGACCGGACCGGCUCGCACCUCACCUUCAACUACUACCCCUACUUGGCCUACAGGGACCAUCCAGACCAGAUCAACCUCGACUACGUUUUGUUCCGCCCCAACAAGGGGCAGCUAGAUAGGGGCACCGGCCUCAUGUACUACAACAUGUUUGAUGCAAUGGUCGACGCCGUUUUCCAUGCGGUGGAGAAGCUGAGCAGCUCCAGCGAGCACGGUCGAGGUAGGAUCCUUAGCGGUAGUGACUCGUCGGCGUCUUUUAUAGAGUCGGGGUCUGCGAACGGAGAAGGUACCACUGGCCCAGCGGCGGCGGACAGUUUAGGUGAGCAAAAGAGCGUGUCGGCGGCGGCCACCCCGGCGAACGCCCAGACCUACAACUCUAACCUCAUCAGAAAGAUCCUCAGAGGCACCGGCACGCCAUACAAGCCCAACGCCGUCAUCUCCGGCUACAUCUUCUCCCUCUUCAACGAGAACCUCAAGCCCGGCGACGACGACGAGCGCAGCUUCGGCCUCUUCUACCCGAACGGUACGCCGGUGUACAAGGUCGAUUUCGUCCACCCUGGCCCUGCCCCUGCCACCCCUACACCUACCCCCGCGGGGCCUAGCUGGUGCACCGCGAACGCGGCCGUCGGCGACAAGCAGCUCCAGGAUGCGCUGGACUACGCGUGCGCCAACGGGGCGGACUGCAGCGCCAUCCAGCCCGGCAAGACGUGCUACCAGCCCAACACCGUGGUCGCGCACGCGUCCUACGCGUUCAACGACUUCUACCAAAGGAAGAGCGGCACCUGCGACUUCAAUGGCGCGGCUUCGAUUGUGUACCAGAAACCAACAGGCACCUGCGACGCGAGCGCUCCGGCGGCGGCGAGCUGGUGCGUGGCGAACACGGCGGUCGGGGACACGCGCCUGCAGGCGGCGCUGGACUACGCGUGCAGCAACGGCGCGGACUGCAGCGCCAUACAGAGGGGCGGGCGCUGCUUCGAUCCCGACACCAAGGAGGCGCACGCGUCCUACGCAUUCAACGACUACUACAAGCGCAACGGCCGUACCGAAGAGUCGUGUAACUUCGACGGCUGCGGCUCCGUUGUCCACCAGCAACCAAAGUACGGCAACUGCGUGCUCUGAUGGACAUGGACAUGGACAUGGACACACCAACAAGUCAUGCAUGCAUGGGAAGCGAACCCAAAUACGCGGCCGCGUUCGAGAAUAAUGACUAAAUACUGGAGUACUAGUUACCACCACCUAGCUAUAUACUGUACCUGGUUUCAAGAGGCCCUAGUUAAAAUUUGGCAAUACACUCCAUGGAGUAAUUUCGAAUCCGACGCAUCCUUGUAUCUGUAUUUGGUUGAAACAAAUUUUAAAUUCCA
Triticum urartu is the source of this 2018-nucleotide messenger RNA. RefSeq names its product glucan endo-1,3-beta-glucosidase. The record is from RefSeq and is a predicted model, not a curated record. Lineage: Eukaryota; Viridiplantae; Streptophyta; Magnoliopsida; Poales; Poaceae. Gene Ontology annotation, molecular function: hydrolase activity, hydrolyzing O-glycosyl compounds. Gene Ontology annotation, biological process: carbohydrate metabolic process.